This is a messenger RNA of Drosophila pseudoobscura, 1914 nucleotides long. RefSeq names its product Cuticular protein 92A (gene Cpr92A). The coding region runs from base 914 to 1636 and encodes 240 amino acids. The transcript has 3 exons. Lineage: Eukaryota; Metazoa; Arthropoda; Insecta; Diptera; Drosophilidae. Gene Ontology annotation, cellular component: extracellular matrix. The record is from RefSeq and is a predicted model, not a curated record.
AAUAAAGUCCAUGGGGUGGAAUCUUUUCCGACUAGAACCGAAACUGGCCGAAAUCAGUGUCCAACUGGAGUGAAGGGCCCCCAAGAGGCUACCAAAUUGAGGAUUUUUUGCUGCAAUUUUCGUACAAGGCACACUCUUAAUUCAAUUGCGGACACUCUGACCUUUUGCGCAUGCGCGCAGCGCCAUCGACUGCCAUUUCAUAUGGAGACCCCAUAGCCUGUUCUUCUGGGGGCAAACUAAUUACCAAAAAAAGAAACAACAAAAGCAAGUCCUAGACCGCUGCCUAUAUGAUAAUUUAACAUUUCAAUUGUCGUAAAGCGAAAUAAAUUUUCACAUAAUUGCCGAAAAGUUGAGGUCCGUCCAAAGGCGGGAAUCGAAAUCGAAAAGCAGAAAAAAGUGAAAGGGCAAGUGGCUGUGGCUGUGGCUGUGGCUGUGAGUGAGGUCCCUUUAAAUGGUUUAGCGGAAGAAUAACCUUUCUAAGUCGACACGAUAACUGCGCCAAAGUUGAAGCCAGGCACACGAUUUGCCAAAGCCAGUGCCAGUGCCAGUACCGCCAGGUGGUGGCACCACCACGCAGACACAGACACCAUAAACGACUCCUCGACUUGUUUGUAUCUGUGUCUGCGCCAUAUGCAUGAUCGCUGAACUUAGUCUUUGGUCUCUGGUCUCUGGGUCUCUGGUUUCUGGUCUGUGGCCAGGUCUCGUCUCUCUUGAUCUUAAAUUAGUUUAUUGCUGGCUGCGCCAUGUGAAGCAGGCGACAUUUGCCGCCAGUUUUGACUAUAAAUUGCCAGAACGCCAUCCGAGUGUCUGCAGUUUCGGUUACUUCUUCUAAAGCGAUUGUUCAUCGUUGUCGUCGUCGUUUGGGAUCCGAGAGUUAACUGUGGAGGAUACCUGUGCCACACAGGACAACGUUAUGCUGAAGAUAUUCCUGCUGAGCGCCGUGCUCGGCAUUGCCUGUGCUGGUGUCAUCGGUCCCGGACCUGGUCCUGGUCCGUACUAUGGCGGACAUCCUGGACCCGGUCCCGCCCUGCUGCCCUACGGGGGGUAUGCCCCGCAUCCUGGCCCUUAUGCAGCACCCAAGCCUGCGCCCGCACCAGCACCAGAGCCGUACGAUCCCGAGCCCAAGUAUUCCUUUGGCUAUGACAUCCACGAUGGCUACACGGGAGAUCUGAAGAGUCAGCACGAGACGCGGCAUGGCGAUGUGGUCAAGGGCAGCUAUUCCGUGGUGGAUCCCGAUGGCACCAAGCGCACAGUGGACUACACAGCCGAUCCGCAUCACGGCUUCAACGCAGUGGUGCGAAAGGAGCCGCUGGCCUACAAGCCUGCCCCUGCCCCUGCUCCAGCUCCUCUGCAUCUGGCAGGACCUGCUCACGGACCCAUCCCACUCCAUCUGGCUGGACCUGCGCCAGCUCCACCUCUACCGCCAGUGCCCAAGGCUCCCCUGCUAUCCUAUCCUCUGGCUUAUAGUCAUCAUGCUCCAGCUCCAGCUCCAGCCCCAGCUCCAGCUCCUGUGCCCGUACCCGUGGCUGCUCCUGCACACCAUUUCCACCCAGCAUAUCCUGCCCUAGCACACAGUCCGUACGCCCACUAUCCAGCACCCGCCCCGGUGGAUCCCCACGCCUACUAUCAUCACUAAACACAGAGACGGUGGCGGUGGCGGCGACUGUUCUGUUCUGAUCUGAUCUGAUCUGACUUGAUUUUCCUUCUAUUUCUGCUACUCCGUAACUCUCCGUGCCUCUCUCCUUUGCCUUUGCUGCGUUCUUGGUGGUGUAGAUUGUCUAUAAGUCUAUAAGGUUUAACCACUAGAUCUAUGUACAUACUAUAUGCUAUCGUUAGUAAAAGAUUCUGUAGCGAUAACUAGAUAAAUAAUCAAGAGAACAAGAGAUCCAUUAAAACUCCCUUCUGUUUCUUUAA